AUGGAUGUGGCAGCGGUAGAGGGGAUGUCUCUGCCGGGUAUCCGACUCCGGAAUCGGCCGACGCAAGUGAUGCCGAACCAGAAGAAGGUCAGAGCGAGACGGAAAAAACGAAAGGAGUUGGUUUUAAUCCAGAUAUGCUUGUUCGGCGGCUUGCUCCUGGUCGUGAAGGGGUUUUCCUACUUAGCGGAAAAUUCAGGUUUCGAUGUCUCCGGUCGCGGCGGCGAGGACCAGGAGAGAUGGGGAGGGAGGAGGCUACUGCAGGAAAUGGACAACAGCAGCCUGGAGGAGAUGGAGAGCGAGGAAUCUAAGAACUGCACUGCUCCAGCUCUGCACGAGUUCCCUUCGGACCUGUUCACAAACAAAGAGAGGACAGAAGGAGCUGUGGCCCUGCAUGUCCUGUGUACCAUUUACAUGUUCUGUGCCCUGGCCCUCGUCUGCGAUGACUACUUUGUCCCCUCCCUGGAGAAGCUGUGUGAGCGUCUCCAGCUCAGUGAAGACGUAGCAGGGGCCACCUUCAUGGCCGCCGGCAGCUCGGCUCCGGAGCUCUUCACGUCCGUCAUAGGGGUGUUCAUCACCAAAGGUGACGUGGGUGUGGGGACCAUCGUGGGUUCGGCUGUCUUCAACAUCCUCUGCAUCAUCGGUGUGUGUGGCUUCUUCGCUGGCCAGGCGGUGAAGCUCUCUCACUGGGGUCUACUCCGGGACUCAAUUUAUUACACAUUUUCUAUCACGGCCCUCAUUGCGUUCAUAUACGAUGAACAGGUGUGCUGGUGGGAGUCUCUUAUCCUGAUCCUUAUGUAUGCAGGCUACAUCCUUAUCAUGAAGUUUAACGGCAGGGCACAUCGCUACUUUGACCGUCGAAAGAAGAGCUCUAUGAAUCUGGCCAACGGGCUGACAGGAAGCACUGAUCUGGAGGAUAACGUCACGUGUGAUGCUACUGCAGUCCUGCUCAAGAAAGGCAUACCCCCACCAGCUGUCUUUCUCUGAGGCCGGCAUGAGGAUCAUGAUCACCAGUCACUUUUCCCCCAGAACCCGCCUCACCAUGGCCUCGCGCAUGCUUAUCAAUGAGAGACAAAGACUGAUCAACACCACUGAGACUCGGGUCAACCGCAUCACUAACGGCGACUCUGACUCAGGCGCCAGGGCUCAGGGGAGGCGGGGCUUAGAGAAUGGGAUGGGCGGGGCCGAGCAGGGUCUGAACGGGAGGUGCAGACUUCAGCGACUGGAGUCUGGGAACGAGACAGAGAAUGAAAAUGAGGAUAAUGAGAACAACGAGAACGACGAGGAAGGAGAGGGAGAAGAUGACAGUAAUGGCCCCCUGGUGCCAUUUAAAAUUCCAGCUGGUGCGUGUAACAAGCUGAAGUGGCUGACCAUGUGGCCGCUGUCCCUGCUUCUGUUCUUCACCGUGCCCAACUGUGCCAAGCGCCGCUGGGAGAGAUGGUUCAUGGUGUCCUUCUUCACCGCCACCAUCUGGAUCGCUGGCCUCUCCUACAUCAUGGUCUGGAUGGUGACUGUGAUCGGCUUCACUCUGGGCAUUCCUGAUGUUAUCAUGGGCAUCACCUUCCUAGCAGCAGGCACCAGCGUCCCAGACUGCAUGGCUAGUGUUAUAGUCGCACGGCAAGGUCUGGGAGACAUGGCCAUCUCCAACUCCAUAGGCAGUAAUGUGUUUGACAUCCUGGUUGGCCUGGGCCUGCCCUGGGCACUGCAAACACUCUGCAUCGACUACGGCUCCAUCAUCUAUCUUAACAGCAGAGGACUCAUAUUCUCUGUUGGACUCUUACUGGCCUCAGUAUUCUUCACAGUCCUCGGUGUCCAUUUGAACAAAUGGACCCUGGACUGGCGACUGGGCUUGGCCUGCAUCAUCCUGUACGCCAUCUUUCUGUGCUUCUCCAUCCUCAUCGAGUUCAACGUCUUUAUCUUCGUCAACCUUCCUAUGUGCCGAGACAUCCACUGACCUCCCUCCCCCUCCUCCUCCUCUUCCUCCUCUUCUUCUUCCUCUGGUUAAUGGAGGAAACCUCACCUGGCUUCCAGUUUCUCAGCGCCUUGGAACCAAGUCUUUCCUUUUAUUUUUUCAAAUAGAAAAAUAGAGCUCUAUAUGAUUUAUCUUUGGUGCAAUACACACACGAGAGAGAAGACACCGGAAGUUUUGUUUCUUUGGGCACAGGAGGCGUGAAAAGAAAGUCCCAGCAGCGGAGAUUGCUGCCAAUCGUCUAAUGAACCGAAAGGUUGGCUGGAGUGGACGUAACUGUAUUAACACCAACAGUGAGGCUGCUGUUGGUGAAGAAGCUGCUACUGUAACUGACUGGAAAGAGAGAAAUCAUGCGCUAACAGCGAUUUUUAGCUGGAUCGUUUGUUACUCUUUGUACAAGUUUGGAUAUAAGCACACGAUUAAGGUAUUUUUAAGUAAAAACUGGCUUUCGCUGUAUAUAUUUGAGGAUUAUAUAGGUACUAAUAUUAGCUGACAUAUGGGAUUCUCUUAUGCACAACUGGAUCAGUCUUGCAAAGCUGAACCAUCUGACGACAGUGACGAUAUUUUAUGUUUUACCUAGCGAUUUGGUCUGCCAGUAAUACGCUCAAAAUGCUUCAACAUGUCUCCCAUGCUCAGUACCAGCCAACACAGCAUGCUGUGCUAGCCACAAGUCAGCUCUAGCUUUGCACUGACAGAGAGAAUCUAGAUAUUUAACACUAUUCAUUCACAUAGUCUACUCGUUUGUUUCUUUCUCUCUCUACAGGAAUAUCCGAGUAGAUGUGGGCUUUAUUUUUCUUUAAUAAAACCCACAUAGGAAAGGGAUCUCCCUAGAACUGACAUCCAGCACUGUCACUUUAUUGAUUAGAGAUAUUAUUCUAACAUUGCAAAGCCUCUACAGGUACUCUAAACUUUUAACUACUGAAUUUAAACCUCCCUCUAGAAGGUAGACCUCUUGUACGAUAUUAAAGAAUUAUUAGUUUUUAGUCUCUGAGUUGAGUAUAACAUUGUUACUUCUUAAAGCCAAAAGUAUUUUUAGAAUAGGAGUAAGAGUCGUAGAUUUGGACUUAAGAGUCAGCUCGAGUGUGUGUGUGUGUGCAUGUGCGCGUGUGUGUGUCACAGUCUCGAGGGGAACCAAGGAUACCGCUGUUACUGGGAAGACAUAAUCAUGAUUUAUUUAUGAAUUAAUUUAUUCAAAGAUCAUGUCUAACCACCAGUUUCAGCCCCUUGGAUCAUGUACAGUGUAUUCAAUGGAACGUCCUCCGCUCUGUGAUGACGGAGCUGUACAAUGUACUGUACCUAAUAUAUAAUCUAAGUACUGGAAACUGACUUGAUGUUGUUUAUAUUUAAGCAUAGAACUUUAUAAUUUAUAAGUUUUGUAUAGUUUGGAAAGAUAUUGCAACAUUUGUAUAUUGGUACCAACGCAGCGGAUUUUGACGAUGAUGCAUGGCAGGGCUGCGUUGCCACGGAGAUGUUGUGAUUUGGUGACAUGGACUGAAAAUGCAAUCUUUUAUCACUGGUCCUAACAUGGGCGGGAGUUGUUGCUAACCCCCUUGUGUGUUGAAUCAGUGAUGAAUCUCAGAUUCACUUUCAGACAGAAGAGGAAGUGCGUACUGACACACCGGGCACACCGCCCUUUGAACUCUCACAACAUAUUGUUUCUUAAACACAGUGCUUGAACUAUCGUGCCAUCCCUUGUAUUUGAGGCUUCAAAACCAACGCUUGUGGCCAUUCUCCUGCUUGUAUUUGAGCCAAAAAAAAAAAAAAAACACCUUCGUCAACAGUAUUGCCACUCUGUUUCAGCAUGUGUUCAAACAAAAUGUGGAAGAUAUGUAUUUUUAUUUUUAUCGUGGAGGAGAUAUAUAUUAAAGGCGUCCUCUGUAGGUGUUGAUGCUCCUCUUGCAGCCACAACAGAGUGCUGUAGAGUUGUGUUACAUAUUCAGAAGGUGGCUGUUACACACUCAGUAGAAAGUGGUUUGGGUUAUAUUUUCAGGUAGGCUACAUAGAGACAAAAAUUGGUCGGUUUGCAUGCCUCUUUCAUAAUUCAGAUUAUUUUGUGUGUAAUUUUAAUGAAUUUCCAAGAUCAUAAAGGCACUGUCUUGAUUAUGCUGUACAUAUCAGAGGGAUAUAUGCUAUUAUAAACACACAGAUGUUUGAAUAACUUCUGAUGAACAGUUAUAUUUGAGAUAUAUACAGUAUUUAGAAUGUACGCCUACAACAGUUAGUUUUCAGCUAAUUAAUGUCGUUUUAUGCUCAUGUCUUUUGAAUUGUUUGUAAAUCCUCAUUUUUGUUGAUGAGGACCUCUGGGCAGAGCUCAGAGCCAGAGAGAAAGGUUGGCCUUGUUCCCAGUGGUCUUCUUGCAAUAAACUGAUUUACAUACACAAA
Messenger RNA from Morone saxatilis (striped sea-bass), 4348 nucleotides. RefSeq names its product sodium/potassium/calcium exchanger 3-like. Gene Ontology annotation, cellular component: membrane. The record is from RefSeq and is a predicted model, not a curated record. NCBI's taxonomy places the organism in Eukaryota, Metazoa, Chordata, Actinopteri, Moronidae. Gene Ontology annotation, molecular function: calcium channel activity; calcium, potassium:sodium antiporter activity. Gene Ontology annotation, biological process: calcium ion transmembrane transport; intracellular calcium ion homeostasis.